CGAAAGGGAUAGGCUUUGAGCUGGAAUUCUGAAAACUUUGUAGAAGAAAAUUAGGAAGAUAAAUACGGAUCGGUGGAGAGAUAGAGAGAGAAAAAUAGUGAUAUGAUGGAAUUCAGUUUACUUUAGAAAGAGAGAGAGUUAAAUUUUACAUUAUAAUUUAUGGUUAUUCAGGGACCUGGACAAUUUGGAUCCGAUAAUUGGGGUGGUAAAUCUGCCAACAAAACCCACCUCCUACCACCUCUCGUUAAGGAUUGAAGUUUUUUUAGAGAGAAAAUGGCAACCACCUCUCGUCAAGGAUUGAAGUUUUGAAGUUUUUAGAGAGAGAAAAUUGCAACCCACCAAAUUGUAGAGAGAAAGACGUUCAUUCCUUGGAUUGGGUAAGAAAUCUAUUUCAUAGAAAAAGUGGGAUAGGAGUAGGCCCCUCAUCCUACCCAAAACAAAGCAUUCAAGUACACACGCCUCCCAAAGCGUUUGCAGCCUUCCAUUUUCCCAACUCUCUCUCUCCCUCCCUCCAAUUGUUUAUUCAAAGUUGAGAGUUGCGACCUCUCUCUCUCUAGGAAAUCAUCGUUCAAAGUUGAGAGUUGGGACCUCUCUCUAUCUAGGAAAUCAUCAUUCAAAGUUGGUUGAGACCUUCUUUCUUCAGUCUUCUACUUGUUUAAGUAGGCUUUGUGGUCCUGUUUCUCUCUCACAUAUAUCUGUUUUUGGGAUCUGGGUUUGAGGGUUAGGAUUGGGUUCGUGUGCUCUUUCAAUGGGUGCUUUGGAUGAGGGGCGCUUUACAGGGGAGUUUGAGAAUGAGAUGAAAUUAGGGUUUGGGUGUGGUUUUUGUGGGUUGCUUGAGGUGGAAGUGGAGGACUCUGAGACUUCUGUUAUUGAGGGCGCUGUUAAGGUUUUGUUACAGGGUUUGGGUGAAGAUUUUAAUAGAGAUGGUCUCAAGAAAACCCCUUUACGUGUUGCCAAGGCUCUUAUUGAUGGAACAAGAGGUUACAGACAGCAGGUGAAUGACAUAGUGCAAGGUGCCUUGUUUCCCGAAGCUGGUGUGGGCAGUGGGAUAGGUCACGCUGGAGGAGUCGGUGGGCUGGUGGUGGUUCGAGGCAUUGAUCUCUUCUCAUAUUGUGAGUCCUGUUUGCUUCCAUUUAAGGUCCAGUGCCAUGUUGGUUACAUCCCAUCAAAACAACAAGUUGUGGGGUUGAGCAAGCUCUCUAGAGUGGCAGAUGUUUUCGCUAAGAGGCUCCAAAACCCUCAAAGACUUGCCGAUGAGGUGUGCUCCGCAUUGUAUGAGAGCAUCAGGCCAUCAGGGGUUGCUGUUGCCCUUCAGUGCUGGCAUAUCCAGUUCCCCUCUGAUCUUGAAACAAGUGAUUCAAACCAUAUUGCUCAAGAUAUGGAUGGUUGGGCAUCUACCUCUGUCUUUUCAGGUUUGGGAUUGUUCAAGGAUAAGGCAUGUGAUGUUUGGUCUGAUUUCUUAGCCCUUGUGAAAUUCAAAGGUGCCAUCGCUCUGGACAGGAAAAGGGCCUCUUCUUGGUGUCCAUCUCAAGCUGUGGUGAUGCCUGAAUGCAAUGGGCAUGGCCUAACAAGCUUGCCCAAUCCCAUUACUGAAUCGAACCUACGGAUCUUGGCCAAGUUGGGUGCCACCCAUUCGACUAUGAUUGCAGCUGUGACCUUGAUACUUCGAGCUCUGGGUGAAGACCCAUUGAGGAAAGAACUUGUAAACACACCCCGCCAUUUUGUGAAGUGGCUGAUGAAGUUUAAAAGAUCGACUCUAGAGAUGAAAGGAAAUGGUUUUCACUAUGGUUCAGAGGUGCCAAACCCAAAUUGUAUUAUCAAGGAAUCAGGUGAAAGUGAGAGAGUGAGGAUGCGUUCUGAGCUAAAUUUGCCAUUCUGGUCUCAAUGUGAGCACCAUCUACUGCCGUUCCAUGGGGUGGUGCAUGUGAGUUACUAUAUGGUAGAGGAGGCAGAAGCAUUAGAUAGGUCAAGUUUGCAAACAAUCGUUCAUUUCCAUGCAUGCAAGCUCCAAGUGCAAGAGAGACUUACAAAGCAGAUUGCUGAGAGUGUUAACACUGUUUCGGGUGGAGGAGGUGUUAUGGUUGUUGUAGAAGCUAGCCACAUUUGUAUGAUAUCUAGGGGUAUCGAGAAGAUUGGUAGCAGCACAGCCACUAUUGCGGUGCUAGGUCAAUUUGCAUCUAAUCCUUUGGCAAAGGCAAUGUUUCUUCAGAUGAUUUCAAUCAGGACUUCUUGAAAAGGGGGGGGUAAAUCAUUGCCUCAAUGUUUGAUCAUUUCAUUUUUUCUUAAAAUUAUUUCCCUUUCUUUCUACUGCAAAGAAAGCAGCUGUAAAAGGAAUAAUGUUUGACCGGGGCUUGCUUUCUAUACAUGGCAAGUUGGUAUAUGGUUUGAUUUUUUCAGCCCCCUAUGAUGGAUCAGUUUACUGUUGGAGAAAUUGUGAAAGGCAAAUGGCUUCAACAUCCAUCUUUUAA
Amborella trichopoda is the source of this 2468-nucleotide messenger RNA. RefSeq names its product GTP cyclohydrolase I. Gene Ontology annotation, biological process: tetrahydrofolate biosynthetic process; tetrahydrobiopterin biosynthetic process. Gene Ontology annotation, cellular component: cytoplasm. The record is from RefSeq and is a predicted model, not a curated record. NCBI's taxonomy places the organism in Eukaryota, Viridiplantae, Streptophyta, Magnoliopsida, Amborellales, Amborellaceae. Gene Ontology annotation, molecular function: zinc ion binding; GTP binding; GTP cyclohydrolase I activity.